This is a messenger RNA of Cynara cardunculus var. scolymus (artichoke), 1671 nucleotides long. RefSeq lists its product as uncharacterized. NCBI's taxonomy places the organism in Eukaryota, Viridiplantae, Streptophyta, Magnoliopsida, Asterales, Asteraceae. The transcript has 2 exons. Bases 1 to 1671 code for a protein of 556 amino acids. Gene Ontology annotation, molecular function: zinc ion binding; nucleic acid binding. The record is from RefSeq and is a predicted model, not a curated record.
AUGUCUGCUCAUGAUGAUCAUGCAAGUCAUUCACCAACAAACCCGGAUGUUGGUGGGCAUAACCCGAAUUUAAAUGAGGGUGUCGAAACCUCACACGUUCAUUUGGAAACUGGCCCACUUUUCGAGGAGGAUGCCCCUUUAUCUCCUCGUGGCGAACGACUGAUGAAGCGGGUUACUGAUUUUGUGCGGCAAGCUCUUAAUGAACAUCGAAAGGAGGAUACUGAAAAGGGGAAACAGCUUGAUGCGGGUGCCGUUUCUCAACCUAAGUCCACCCAAACUUYGUUUAAAACAUUCAAAGCUAGUGGAGCAACUGAAUUUAAGGGGGUUUCAGAUCCAAUUGUAGCUAUUGAAUGGCUACUGAACACCGAAAAAGUGUUUCGAAUCUCCAAAGUCGCUGAAGAGGAUAAGGUUAACUAUGCGACCGCUAUGCUUAUCAGUAGUGCAAUGAUAUGGUGGGACGCAACCUACCAGUCUCUAAAUGAGACUGAAAGAAAUAAUUUAACAUGGGAAGGCUUCAAAACCAUCUUCCAUGAACAAUAUUGUCCCCCUGACUUACUGAAACAGUUGGAAAAAGAGUUCAUGGACCUCAAACAGGGAGAUUUGACUGUGGUGCAGUAUGAGACACAGUUCAAUAUGAAGUCUAACACAUCUCGCGCAUGCCAACGAUGUGGCAAGGCGCACUCGGGACGAUGUUUCUCUGAACCAUCCAAAAUUUCGUGUUAUUCCUGUGGUGAAGUUGGGCAUAUUCGUACAAAUUGCCCAAGACGAGAUCAAGCAUGUUAUACUUGUGGAGCUUAUGGACAUCGUCAGCUUAAUUGUCCAAAUGCCCAACAUGAGGAUAGUAAGGCCUCAGUACGACAACCGAUAGUGGGAGGUUCCUYAGCYCAAAAGAAGGAAGUACCAAGAGCAAGAGCUAGAGCAUUCCAGAUCAYAGCAGAGGAGGCUCGGGAGRAACCAGAGCUCGUCACUGGUAUAUUUUUCGUGAACUCUCAUCCUGCACGUAUAUUGUUUGAUUCUGGUUCUACGUAUUCCUUYDUGUCGCWUGCCUUUSUUCGUUUUCUCGAAUCUGUUCCUGUACUUUUUGAUAGACCGUUUUCUGUGGAUACCGCUAGUGGAACCCCUUUAGUAGCUGACAGAGUAUUCAAAGAUUGUACAUUAGUAUUGGAGGAUCAAAAUUUCUCAAUAGACUUAAUCCUUAUGGAUAUUCGUGGCUUUGAUGUGGUUAUUGGUAUGGAUUGGUUAGUAGCAAAUCGAGCGGAUAUUAUUUGUGUGCAACGGAUGAUUCGAAUACCAGCUAGGGAAGGAGAUUAUGUUUAUGUGUACGGAGAAAAAGGAGUCGGUGACAUCAAGGUAAUUUCUGUACUCAAAACUCGUCGAUAUUUAUCUAAGGGGUGUACUUCUUUCAUGGCAUAUGUUUUAGAUGCCACUAAAGAAAGAAACAAGUUGGCCAAGGAUGUACCCGUGGUAUGUGAAUUUCAGGACGUCUUUCCUGAUGAUUUGUCUGGUCUACCACCGGACAGGCAAGUAGAAUUCAGGAUUGACCUUGUGCCAGGUGCUGCACCUACUACACGGACACUCUAUCGUCUUGCCCCGGCAGAAAUGAAGGAAAUGAUGAGCCAAUUACAGGGGUUAUUGGAUAAAGGUUUCAUCCGAUCGAGUACUUCACCUUAG